Messenger RNA from Musa acuminata AAA Group (dessert banana), 2141 nucleotides. RefSeq names its product ankyrin repeat-containing protein ITN1-like. The record is from RefSeq and is a predicted model, not a curated record. Gene Ontology annotation, cellular component: plasma membrane. Lineage: Eukaryota; Viridiplantae; Streptophyta; Magnoliopsida; Zingiberales; Musaceae. Gene Ontology annotation, molecular function: protein binding. The coding region runs from base 134 to 1909 and encodes 591 amino acids. The transcript has 4 exons.
CCGAUUUCCUCCCCCCUUCCUCGACUGGCUCUUUGCUCCAUAUGGCCAAUCCUUUGUCCUCAUGGCCUUUAGGCCCCGGCCACUCUUGCGAUUCUCGUAGCAGCGGCGGCGGUGGAGGCGAAACAAGAGGAGGAUGGUGCUCCCACUCGAAAAAGAACAGGACUUUGAGUCCGGAGCGACAAGUCUCGACACAAACUCCCCGACGGCGGCGCUGGUGCUGUCCAACUCUGGGAAGCGGAUGGACCAGGCGACUUCUCCGAAGACGGCGCCGGCGCUGGUGCUGUCGAAUUCCGGGAAGCGGAUAGACCCGUCGCGGAAGAAGAAGUACGUGAAGCAGGUAACGGGGAGGCAUAACGACACCGAGCUCCACCUCGCGGCGCAGCGGGGGGACCUUGCGGCGGUGAGGCAGAUUCUCGGCCAGAUCGAUGCCCAGGUCACGGAAACGGCUGCGGGCGGCGCGGACUUCGACACUGAGGUGGCGGAGAUCCGCGCGGCGGUGGUGAACGAGGUGAAUGAGGUGGAGGAGACGCCGCUGUUCAUCGCCGCGGACAAGGGUUUUCUUGAUAUUGUGGUGGAGCUGUUGAAAUACUCCGACCAGGACAGCCUCUGCAGGAAGAAUAGAUCGGGCUUUGAUGCUUUACAUGUGGCUGCGAGAGAGGGGCACCAAGCAAUUAUCCAGGUCCUUCUAGAUCAUGAUCCAACGCUCAUCAAGACAUUUGGUCAAUCGAAUGCAACUCCCCUUAUAUCUGCAGCAAUUAGAGGUCACACUGAAGUUGUAAACUUGUUGCUAGAGAGAGAUGCGAGCUUACUUGAGUUAUCAAAAACCAAUGGGAAGAAUGCUCUACAUUUUGCUGCCCGGCAAGGACAUGUUGAAAUUGUAACAGCAUUGCUUGAGAAGGAUCCACAGCUUGCCAGAAGGACUGAUAAAAAAGGACAGACUGCUCUUCACAUGGCAGUCAAAGGAACAAGUUGUGAAGUUGUUAAUGCACUUGUGGAUGCUGAUCCAGCCAUAGUAAUGCUACCAGACAGAGCUGGAAACACAGCUUUACAUGUGGCAACAAGGAAAAAACGAGCAGAGAUAGUGAAGGUUCUCCUACACCUCCGAGAUAUAAAUGUGAAUGCACUGACUAGAGAUCAUAAAACUGCUCUCGAUAUUGCUGAAAGCCUGCCCCUCUCAGAAGAAUCUGCUGAAAUCAAGGAAUGGUUGUCUCGUUAUGAUGCAGUUAGGGCAAAUGAACUGAAUCAGCCACGUGAUGAGCUCAGGAAAACUGUAACGGAGAUUAAAAAGGAUGUUCAUACACAGUUGGAGCAGACCAGGAAAACAAACAAAAAUGUCUAUGGCAUUGCAAAGGAGCUGAGGAAGCUCCACAGAGAAGGCAUUAACAAUGCUACCAACUCCGUCACCGUGGUUGCUGUGCUCUUUGCGACUGUUGCUUUUGCUGCAAUCUUUACAGUGCCUGGUGGAACUGAAGAUACUGGGAUAGCAAUAGUUGUGCGAUCUGGGAGUUUCAAAAUAUUUUUCAUCUUCAAUGCGGUUGCCUUGUUCACUUCAUUAGCAGUGGUGGUGGUUCAGAUAACACUUGUUAGGGGAGAAACAAAGGCAGAGAGGCGGGUUGUCGAGGUUAUUAACAAGCUGAUGUGGUUGGCAUCUGUGUGCACUACUGUUUCUUUCAUAGCCUCUUCUUACAUCGUGUUGGGUAGGCAUAACCAAUGGGCAGCUUUUCUGGUUACAGUAAUAGGCGGAGUAAUAAUGACCGGCGUUCUCGGGACCAUGACUUUCUAUGUCGUAAGGUCAAAGCGUACCCGUUCUAUCAGGAAGAGGGCAAAAUCUUUGAAGAGUGGCACAAGCUCAUGGCAUCAUAACUCGGAGUUAUCCGAUUCUGAGGUUGACAGAAUUUAUGCCAUUUGAGAGGAGAUUCUGUGAUUCGAUAUCCUUCGCAAUAUGCUUUUUGUAGUAGAUAUCAGGUUAUAUGUGCUAUUUAAAGAUCUUCUGAAGCUGUCUGCUCGAAGAUCGAAGCUUCGUGCUGUAGUACAGUUACGAGUGGAGGGUCACUCUCGUUGUCAUGAAGUUGCUUAGUUCUGUUCUGUCCUAUGAUGUAAAUUAGAAAAUGAUGCUAUCAUUGACCUCCGCAGUUCUUCAA